Messenger RNA from Centruroides sculpturatus (bark scorpion), 549 nucleotides. RefSeq lists its product as uncharacterized. The transcript has 5 exons. The coding region runs from base 143 to 514 and encodes 123 amino acids. The record is from RefSeq and is a predicted model, not a curated record. Lineage: Eukaryota; Metazoa; Arthropoda; Arachnida; Scorpiones; Buthidae.
UGGAGAUAGAAAUGAAUUGAUUUAAAGAAAUCCAAUAGAUAUUUUGAGAUGGGAUUUCGACGUUAUUUAACUUUUUGAGGAUCAAGGAAAUCGGAUAAAAGGGAAAUUUUCGUGGGUCACCUGUCGAGUGAGAUUAAAUUUAAUGAAAAUUUUGCUUGUCAUUAGCAUUUGCAAUUUGUUUAGAAAUUACUGCAAAAUAAGGCACGUGUCAUUUUACGAAAUGGCGAAUCAAAGUAAUGUCGUAAGAAUUGCUAAAGCACUCGCAACUUUUCAUUUCAACUUAUCAUGCCAAGAACUAUAUUUCGGAAAUGACGAGGAAUUAACGUCAUUGAUCUACAGAACAUUGAAUGCCAGUUGCGUGUACGCAAACGUGUCACGAAAUGACUCAAUUAAAUUCCGUGGAAAUGGACGAAGGUUUCAAAUGUCGCAGUUAAUAAAUAAGCACAGAGAAACUAAACUAAUGAGUCAUAUUUUUGUCCUACGUUUUAACACUGCACAAGCCCAAAAAUAUUAAAGAAAAAAAAAAACAGAAAAAAAAUGUUACAAAAG